Coregonus sp. 'balchen' is the source of this 9499-nucleotide messenger RNA. The record is from the annotation of a GenBank genome assembly. NCBI's taxonomy places the organism in Eukaryota, Metazoa, Chordata, Actinopteri, Salmoniformes, Salmonidae.
AUGAUGAGUAGCCUUAGGCAGUACCUCACCAAUGCGGGUGAGAAAAAUAGAUUUUAUGUGUUUGUAUUGGGUUGUGGCUUGGAGCACUAACAGGCUAUAGCAUAAUGCUUAAUUGUUGUGUCGUUUGGUGUUAUGCUUACCCUAACCCUUGAACUGUGUCAACCCUGGCUGAUACUGCGUCAACCCUGGCUGAUACUGCGUAGUGUGGGUGUGUCUGUUUCUUUGUCUCUCUGUCUGUGUCUCUCUCUGGCUGUGUGGAUUUUGUUUGACCGCUCGGCACAAUAACCAUAAUGAACUACAUAGCUUACAUGAUUCUUCUGGGCUCAAACUCAAAACUAUUACUCGCUUACUUGCCCUGUAUUCUGAAAAUACUUGAUUUGAGUUAUUAUUAAACAAUAUAUAGUAUCUUUUUGCCCUUCGUAGAGUGGUGGGCCAAGAAAUGCUUUCGGGCUGUUAACCUGCAUUAAUACAGUGUGCAUUUUUCCUUUCAGCAAACUUGCGGUGCAAUGGGAGGGGAUGGUUCAUCCAUAUGGUGCUGGGUUACAUCUCUGCAGGUUUAUUUGCUCACACCUGUAUCUUUCUUCUUCCUGUGUUUGCAAUCAAAGACGUCAUCCCUCUGGGGUUGCCUAGUCCCAAACCCUCCCCGGCCGCCGCCUCCCUUCAGGUGACCCCCAUGAAACCCUCUCAGCCCCCCGGAUGCCUGUCCAACCCCAACACACACCCCCUGCCAAAGUGGGUGCUACCCUUGACCAGCCCCAAACUGGACCCAAUGAGGGCCAAGCCCUCUCCUAGACCCCAUCCUCACCCUCCCCAACUGCCAGGGGUGCACCACCGAGCCUCUGGGGGUGGGGGUGAAGCCAAGGAUGGCCAGGCCAACUUAACAAACCCCCUCACCAGGAAGAUACAGCCUUCCCACAGCCCUGUAACCCCUAACCCCUCUAGGAGUAUGACCUUUGACCCACGGGGUGGUACGGGAACGGGCAACAGUGAUGUUGGAAGCUCUAGACCUCUGUUUGCUGCCCAGCCCCUCCAGUCUAACCCCCAGUACACAGCAGGAGACGACAGGAAGGGCACAAUGAGGAAUGGUGGUCCACUGUCAUACACCAUGCACAGCCCUGUCACUCCACAGCAGGUAGAUGGAUAAAGAUCGAUUGAUACUUUAUUGAUCCCGACACUUGGUGUCAGCAGCAGAUUCGAACACAUAGACUAUAAUCUUAGAAUAUUUGCAUGAAAAUCUGUCGCCAAUUGAAUGGAAACCCAGCUACUGAUGUUGAUAUUGGCUCAGUUGGUAGAGCAUGGUGCUUGCAACGCCAGGGUUGUGGGUUCGAUUCCCACGGGGGACAAGUACGCAAACGUAUGUACUCACUACUGUAUGUCGCUCUGGAUAAGAGUGUCUGCUAAAUGACUAAAAUGUUUGGUUCUGUUUGUCUUUCCACAGAGUGGUGGUUCCCUGGACCACAGAGGAACCACUCCCACUAGCAAACCGUUCACUUCAGGUACAAAUUAUACUUAACUAAUGUAAAAUAACGAGCACAUCCUAGACCUCUUAGUUUAGAUUGCUGAAUAGAUUACUGAACCUGUGUAAAUGUAGUCUAUAAACAAAUCAAUAGGGUAACCAUCUCCAUAUUAUGUUUCCAUGUUGUUUUUAUACAGUAACAAUGCUGAUGCAGACAUGUAUAGUAGUUUCCGAUGCCGCCUCUGUCAUUUGACUAAUGACUUGUUGAGAGUAGUAAACCAUGCAAAUUCCGGCUAACUUAGCGUGAAAUGCACCAGUUAGCUAAUGGAAAAAUAGAUUUGUAAUGUAGUGGGCCUCUGUUUAUUGUAAUGUGUGUUAAAGGACUUGAGAAAGUAGUUAUCACAAUUCACCCUCUGUUAAUUUAUUCAUAGUGCCAAAAAAUAUAGUUUCCCCUCGUUUUAUGAAAAUGUCAUUUUGACGUUUUCACAUCUAUUGAAGGGCCUUGAAAAACCCACUUACUCUCAUUCUAUAGUAUUUUACUUUUUGAACUAUUCUAUUCAUUGUGAAUGUAGUUGUUGAUGCUGUUUUCUCGCACCAGGAGGCACCACAUCCCUGUCUCUGAAGAGACGCAGACAACCAGACUCGGAGGAGAGAAACGGUGGUGGAAGAGGAGAGGAAAUGGCUAAUAAGAGACUGCGUCCAGAGGAUAAUAGCCCAGGCACAGGCCCAGCCCCUAUCUGUACCAGUCACCAACCCUAUGGAACAGCCAGGUGAGAGGGGUAGACAUUCAAUUCAACACAACUUGAUUUGUCCCCUUCGGGCAAUUACUAUUAGGGUUAACUUUGCAUGAAGUGUUCUUGCUGAAAAUUAUUACAGAAAGACCGUCAAUGGAGUAAGCCAGCCUUAUAUUUUGGGUUAUGAUAAGUUAGAUAAUUGUACUAACUAAGCUCAUAAGGCAUUUCUAAGUUAUAUUUGACAAGAAUCAAUGAAUAUAUCAUCAAUUGAAAUAACGAUUGAAAAGCUGGAAGUCUUACUAUUUGUGAUAUUUUAUUGUCUAUUUAGUCUGUAAAGUCUGGUUUGUGAUGGCUAAACGCUCUGUUGUAAAUACCCCCCCCCCCCCAGCCCAUCCUACCUGAAGAAAGUCUUCAUGAAAAACAGUCUGAACUCAGGUCCUAUUCUGAGUUUGAAGGAGCGCCUCACCCCUAAGAAGACGGGAGGGAUGGAGACUGUCCCUACCUCUCCACUCCCAACACCCAAGCCUGCGAGGCAGCUCUUUAACAACCAAGGACAAACGCCAUGCAGGAACAGUGUGAGGGAGAAUAGCAACCCUCAGUGUAGAUACAGUGGAAUGAAUCACCAAUCUGUUUAUAGUGGUAGUAAUCUCCAAUCCGGCCACCCAGCGAACCUGCAUGUCAAAAGUGCUAGUAGAGCAGAAUGCAGCAGAGAGAAAGAGGGCAGAGCAAGAGCGCAAGAGAGUAGAGGAGAAGAACCGACAGGUCGCACCGACAGAAGAACCCCCAAACCCGUCUCGAGGUCUCAAAGCUCAUACUCGAGCUGCUCUAGUUCUCUGCGCCGUCUCAGAUUGGCACAGAACCGAAAAGUCACUCGCCCCCGGGGAACGUCGGCCUUGUUGGAUGACCUGAAUGACCUUUUCACCCCUGACCCCAUAACCUCUAGCCUGUCUAGAGCAGUGAUGACCUUUUCCCCCAGUCCCCAGAGAGGAGACGGGUCGCCCUCUGUACACAACAAGGUUCCUGUGUCUGGUGUGUCGGCUACAGUCUGUGGUGCUAGUAAAAGACUGUGGCCCACCUCUGUAACAAGUCCUAGAGAAAUCCCCCAAAUCUCCCCCUCGGAGGGAAUCUCUGGCCCCAAUAUCUUUCCCUGUAAGGUAGCUGCAAUGGACCCCUGUAAACUAGUCCUGGGCCCUAACAUCUACUCUCCCUCUUUUUUAAGGCUGGAGUCGUGCGGGACUGACUUGACUAAAUUAGAGACUGGCUCGUACAAGACCAGCAUUUCCUCAGGGAAGCCCUCAUCCCCUAAGGAGGAGUCUGUUACGAUGGAGGAUGUGGCGUCAGAACUGAAAACGAGUCCUGCUUUUCCCGCUGUUAGACUGUUUGCGGAUGAGUCCGUUAAGACAGAGGCAGGACCCAGAUCUCCUGGUAUUCCUUUAGCAGGGUUGGAGUCACCUAUGGAUGAGCAUGCCAACCUCAAGAAUGAGUCCUCUGGCCUGAAAGCUAUCCCCCUCUCAGCCUUUGCAAAGUCCUCAUCCUUGUGUAAGGACGAGUUGUUUAACACAGAGACUACAGACUUCAAAGCCAGACUCAGCUCUCCCCUCCUCCCUUCUCCCACGUCACCCCUGGACCGAAAAGGAAAGGAGGGUGAAAAGAGGAAGGAAGGAGACCAGAAGAGUUUACCGUUACUUGCGGCAGGAGAAAAAAGAAGCAAGAUAGACAAUUCCCAGAAGAGUCUGACAUUUCUGGAGGAGGACCCUCUGGAUGUGGAGCUGGGCCUCGACCUGGGCCUAGAGUUGGAGCCAUCCCAGGCCAGCAGCAGCAGCAGCAGUGAGGACGAGCUGCCAUCCCUGCAGCAGAUCCUGGACCGUACCACCCGGCCCCCAGACACCCCAGAGAAAGGAACCUUCACUGCACCCAGCACCCCCGUGGUGCCCCAACACCACAGCCAGCUGGUAAUAGGCUACUUUCUUAGGGCAGUGUUACAAAUGGUGUCCAUAUGGACCCUGGUCAAAAGUAAUGCUCUACAUGGGGAAUAGGGUGCCAUUUGGGACUCAAGAUUAUUUUUUUAUUGUUUAAAUGUGUAUUUACUUAUUGUAAAUUUCCUAAAUGUGCAGUGUAGCAACUAAAACCCGUCUGUCAGCAGCUACUUUCUAGCAUGUAAUUUGUUUGGUUGUAUUUAGUUGUAACUUACAGUAGAAGGUUAGAAAAGUUCAAAUUACUAAUUUGAGGUGCCGUAAAAUAUUGGACUAUAAAUCCCAAGUCGUCACUAACAAUGCUACAGUGUGUUACUCUAGUAUGAACUCAGUCUAAAGUAGUUGAUGACGUUCAUGUGUUCUCUCUGGCAGCCUGUGUCGUCUAAAACAAAACCCACGAGUUACAGGAACAACCUGGAUGAGAUGCUGAAGGAAAAGGAGAGCAUUCAAAGGUAUUGCUUUAUCAUACGUGACUAUCAUAAGUGCUAUUUUCUCCAUGUGGGUCGAGGAGAUGGCGAAAUCAUUGCAUUGCUUUAACAUUACAACGUGCCAUUGUGACAAGACGCAUUGCUAUGAGACCUGACAUGGUUCUGUCCUUGUUGUCCCCACCCCCCUUGUCUAAGGAGAUGGAGAGGUCUCUGCAUUGCUUAAACAAGACUUCUAUGUCAUAUCGUAUGAGUAUUAUGUCAUAAUAAUGUGUGCUAUGUCAUGGUUAUUCCCCCAAGGUCUAAGGAGCUGGAGACCAAGCUGCGUCUGUCCUGUGAGGAGAACCUGCUGAGACUGGCGGAGGAGGAGGAGGAGGAUGAGAGCACAGAGAACAUGGAGGCGGCCAUCUCCCAUCAGCAGAGGUAACUGCACAAACGCUUAACACACACCUAAAUGCAGAGUAGGAGAGCACCGAGAACAUAGAAGAGGCCAUCUCACACAAACAAAAGUAACAACACAGGAGGAUGAUAGUUGGGAGACCACAGGGGAGGGGUGAAAUUACCACAUUCCCACAUUGUUCUCCGCCCAGGGAGUUCCUGCAGCGUUUCUCUGUGGUGUCCAGCGCCAUCCGGGACCUGCACCCCGGCGAAGCGAUGUUCAGCCUGGACAACUUUGGCCGUCUCUUCAGCCAACACACACUGCAGUUGAGACACUGUAACGUCACCCCUCGGGACACCGCACAGAAAACACUACUCUGGUAAGACAUUUUUGUGUGUGAGAGAGAGAGUGUGUGAACAGGCUGAAAGAGAGGCAGUUCAAUGUUUAGUUCUAACCUCUCUUGUUCCCAUCACCCUAAUUUUUUUCUCUCUCCCUCCCCCUCGGUGUCUCGCAGGUCCACUCCAGACCAGUUCAGGUCCCAUGUCAGUUCCGAGCUGAUCCAGAGAGCCUACCGCUCCUCCCCCUGCCCUCCCCAGGUGGCCCGUUGGCUCUUCCAGGUACUAUUCCACAUCCCCUUUUACCUACCCCUAAGCUAGACAAAUUGAUUUGUUUGAAUAAUUGCUUGAAUUAAAUGUAUUGAUCAAUGGAUGGAUCAGUCUUUCUCCUUUUGUCUCGCUAGCUCUCUCUCUCGUUUAAUCAAAUGAAUAUGGCUUAUUAAAGAAAGACAGUCAAAAGUCUAUCUUUCUCUCCCUCCUGUAGAUGGUGUCAGUCCACUCAGACAAGCUGAUCUGUCAUCAGGUACUAAAGGCCCUCAAAGAUAUUGCCUGCUCCGCUGCUGAACACAUGGUGCUGAAUAAGAGUGAGCGCUUCGAGGUGUGGGUGCCCAGUGUUGGAGACGUGACCCUGGUCUUCAUGAACAUGGGUGUUCCCUUCGUCACCCUGUUCCCCCUGGAGACCCUACAACCCUCCUUCACAGAGGGAGACCUGCUGUAAGUGUGUGUCAAUAAAAACUUUGUUCAUAAAAAUGUGAUGAUAGACUGAUAACUACCUGUGUGUUUGUCUGUAUAGAGAGGGCAUCCAGAUCCGCACAGAGAGCCUGCCCAGUAAGAAGGAGCUCAGCACUUUCCCUGAACACAACUUUGAUAGCGUCAUCAAGUACCUGUCUCAGUGUACAUCGUUGUGCCCGCGGGCCUACAGUGACAGAGACCUGUUGUUACUCCUGUCGGUGGUGAGCAGAGUGGGCCUGGACACGCAGCUCGCCCUCCAGCCCACUGAGCUCCUCCGCUCCCUACUGCGCAACCUGAUCAACAGCAUCAGGGACUGGGACAUCAUGGUCAGUUUGUCAACCAUUCAUUUAUUUCUUAUGUGGUGCCUGCGUAGCCCAGUAGAAAGCAGUUAUGUACAACCCCUGAUGGUUGUGGGUUCAGUCCUGCCUCAGCCUUUCUAACUGAAUCUCUAACUUGCCUGUGUCCACUGUCUAAUUAAGAUGAACACUUAAAGGGCAAUUCCACCACUUUUCAACUUGGUAUUCAUUAUUUCCAGCGCCAUACAUGUGAAAACGGCACAUCUGUUUUUCUAGUAAAAAAAGAUAGAGCUCGAUUCAAUCGGUAUCGCUGAAGUUCAGCGAAACAGCGCGAUCGAAAUGUAAAGGUAAUUUCCGAUUGAGCUGACAUCUGUAUUGUUUACCGUGAAUGCAGCCUCCGCUAACGUGGGAACGUUACUUUUUACAUUUAUAUCGCGCUGUAGCGCAGCUCUUCAGCGCUACAGAUUGAAUUGAGCCCAAAGUAAAAAAGUUUCAUAUGAUGUCGUCAAAAGUAAAAACAUAUAUUAAAAACUCGUGGUGACACGGGGAGCAGGGAUAUGCCCUCCCUCUGGCUAGAAAGCAUUGCGUUCUAAAUAGAAUACCCGGAAUUGCAUUCUAAAUAGUAGGCAUUUUGGGAAUGCAAAAAUAGAACGUUUUUAUAGUAUGUACAAUUUUGAGUGCUUUAAAUUCCAGGAUGUCAUACUCUUUUCGGCUUUUCAUCUAGUAGAAUUUGCUGCACACUAUGGAGGAAGAUAAUUCUUUCCAGACCCACUUGUGAUUGACAACAGCUGAUAAUCACAAGGUGUACCAAAAUGAACGAAUGGUGGGAAUCAAUGCAAUUGCACAUUUUGAAGCAUUCUCAGAAUGGAUGAGCCUUGUAUGUUGAUAUUAGUUGCUUACUGCUUUCGAUUUCACUAAACAAUACGUUGUAAGUAGUAGCCUAUGUUGUAUGAUAAGUACACAGCAUGUAGUUUUAGUAAGUAGUAGGCUGUUGUAUGAUAAGUACACAGCAUGUAGUUUUAGUAAGUAGUAAGCUAUGUUGUAUGAUAAGUACACAGCAUGUAGUUUUAGUAAGUAGUAGGCAAGACAGAUUUCUGACACUGCCAUUUUUUUUGGUGAACUUUUCUUAGGACCUUUUUUUAACUGCUGAAUGUAGACAUGCACCAUUUUCACAUGUAGACACUGGCGAUAAUGAGUGAGGUUAAAGUGGUGGAGUUCCCCUCCUAAAGCAAGAAAAUGUCACCAUUUUUAUGUAUUAUUUAUUUCUCUCCUUUGCUAGGUAAACUUGUGUCACUUUUGUGUUUUUCUCCUGUCUGAUGUUGGUCUAUCUCCUGUUUUGUCCUGUAGCUGCCCAGGAUCUGCAUGUCGCUGAUUAACCUGAGUGAUGACCACCACAACCUGCGGUGGCUGGUCCAGCUACUGCCAGACAACAUGCGCGGCAAGCAACUCAGGAGACACCUCAGUGUGUCGGCCAUCUCCAAGCUGUUGAACAACCGAUGCACUUACAGGCCCUCCAACACAGAGUUCCAGCUGUCAGACCUGCGUCAGUACCUCCCCCGCAUGCGCCCCUCCUCACUCCUCCGGGGCCUGGCCACCUCCUUCAGGAGGAGUCACAACCCACACAGAGAGGGGGAAGAGGAGGAGGAAGAAGAGGACUGUGCCUCCCUGGACCAGCAGGUCAGCAAAUAGUUAUUCACCAGGGUAUAUAAGGGUCAUUUUGCAACAAAACAAGUGUUUCUUAUUGGACAAGUGCAGCAGCUAGUCCCGCCCCGCUUAGGUUUGUUUGCUUCCGUCUGGUUCCUAAUGAGUACACCCCUGUUGUUGUCCAUGUAAAGGAGUACUAGGGUUGUGUUCAUUAGGUCACACAAUGAACAGUAGUUUCAACUGAAAUAUUUGUUUAUUGGACCAAAAGUCCAAGUAGUCCCUCCCUGAUUCAGUCAGUUUACUUCUGUUUGGCGCCUAAUGAACAUGUUGUUUUCAGGCUUACUACCUCUGCUACAGCCUCCUGGCCCUGGCUAACGAAGCCACCAACUUUGAGUUCUUCCCUCCGGACCAGAAGAACCAGUUGUUGUUGCUGUGUGCUGAGCUGGAGAAACACAUCAAGUGUGACAUCAGGGAGAGUGAGAAGAUGCUGUACAGGAGCAAGGUAUGUGGUCAUUCCUUCCAUAUAGACAUUUCUAUGGAACUGUAACCCAUAAAUCCAUUAACGAUAUGAUCUCUCUGGUUAAACUGCUCUUAACCCUCCCCCCUCUCCAGGUGAAGGACUUUGUAGCCAGGAUCUACACCAAGUGGCAGGUGCUGGUCCAGAGAACCAGGCCUCUCCAGGUAGACCAUAGAGAGAUGUAUAGCUACAGUACAUAAAGACAUAGCUAGAGGUGUUCUAUAUAGUGCUGAGAAGUACUGCCAGGGUAAACUAUGGUAUUGCAGAGUAAAACUGUUGUAAUAAUGUAUGUUUUUUUCCCUCCGGGGUAGGCUGUAGUAGUUAAUGUUUGAUAGCAAUGUGAUGUGUUUUAUAGUCAUGUAAUAUGUCUGUUGCCUCCAGGGUAAACUGUAUGACUACUGGCAGCCUCUGCCUGAGGACGCAGUGAGCAGCAGCCAGGAGAGCAAACACUCCCACAGGGAGAGAGAAGAUGAGGAGACGGUCAUGGAGUUGGAGGAAGAAGAGGGGAAAGUGGUGGAAGGAGAGGAGGAGAGGAUUGCAGAAAAGGCUUUGGCCAUGGAGGAAGACGAAGAGAAAGAGGAGAGGACACCAGAAAAAUACUUUGCCAAGGAGAUUCCAGAAGAGGAGGAGAAAUUCCUAAAGAUGGAGGAGGAGAGGAUGGAACUAACGUUAGAGGAACCAAAGAUGGAGGACAUGGAGGAAGAACGGAGAGAAGUAAAAGCGGAGGAGAGAGUCACAGAAAAGAGGGAAGCAGCGGUGGAGGAGGGAAGGAAAGGACAGACUGAAGGAGAGACUGGGGAGAGAGGCAAUUUAGAGGAUUCAGAGAUGAAGGAGAAACGUGUAGAACGAAGGGAGACUGAGAGAAGCCGAGAGAAGAAGACUGCAAUGGAAGACAACCCGGCUGCAUCCAUAUAGAAUUAUACCUGUCUAGACCAACUGUCAUCUAGACUGUAGACUGACUGAAUCCAAAAUGGCAACCUACACUCGUGGUCAGAAGUUUUGAGAAUG